This is a messenger RNA of Apis dorsata (giant honeybee), 272 nucleotides long. Its product is annotated as outer dense fiber protein 3B-like. The annotation marks the transcript as partial. The record is from RefSeq and is a predicted model, not a curated record. NCBI's taxonomy places the organism in Eukaryota, Metazoa, Arthropoda, Insecta, Hymenoptera, Apidae. The transcript is spliced from 2 exons.
AUGGACAAUAAAGAAAAUGAACCAAAGUUGUUAAGUUGUAUGAUAAAAGGUGUAGGUCCUGCUCCUAUAUAUAAAUUACAGACUUUAGUUGGAUAUGAAGGUCAUUGUUUAUCUCGACCAAGAGGUCCUGCAUAUACUAUAAGACCUCGGACAGAAAUUCAAAUACCAAGUAUUGGACCUGGACCUCAGUAUAAUAUAUCAAAAUUAACAAAUUAUGGAAUAGAUAGUUCACCAGCAUAUACAAUAGCUGGUCGAGAACCAUUUAAAAGUAA